Pocillopora damicornis (cauliflower coral) is the source of this 1423-nucleotide messenger RNA. RefSeq lists its product as uncharacterized. Lineage: Eukaryota; Metazoa; Cnidaria; Anthozoa; Scleractinia; Pocilloporidae. Gene Ontology annotation, cellular component: membrane. Gene Ontology annotation, molecular function: heme binding; oxidoreductase activity, acting on paired donors, with oxidation of a pair of donors resulting in the reduction of molecular oxygen to two molecules of water. The record is from RefSeq and is a predicted model, not a curated record. Gene Ontology annotation, biological process: lipid metabolic process.
UUUACAUACAGAUAUCAUUUGCACUCUCAAACUAUGGCGCCGCAAAAAAAAUUUACUUGGAAGGAACUGAUUUCUUUGAAUAAGGAGGACAAUGCACAUGUUGCGGUUCGCGGAAAGGUAUACGAUGUGAGUAAGUUUCUCAACCGACAUCCUGGUGGGAAAGAUAUGCUACUUAUUGGAGCAGGAAGCGAUGUUACCAUUGUGUUCGAAACUUACCACGCUUUCAGCGACUCGGUUUCGAAGGUUUUGGAAAAAUAUUAUGUUGGAGACCUAAUCUCAGAUGAAUUUCCCACUUUUCCUGAGCGGGGGCCCUUUUACCAAACUGUGAGGGAGCGUGUCAAAAACUACUUCAAGGAGACAAAUCAGGAUCCCAAGUUCUCAGGGUGGAUGUGGUUACGUUACAUUGGAAUUCCAGCUGUUUUACUUCUUAUGUGGAGUGCGCAGAUGUUCUGGCUGUCCCACAACUUUUUCUUGUCAUGCAUUGCUGCUGCUUUCAUGGGAUGGAUGUGUGCUUUGAUUGGAUUGGUGAAUAACCAUGACUCAAGUCACUGUGCUGUGACCAGUCACCCCACACUCUGGAGAGUUGUUGGUCAUGUUCAUGACUUUUUAAAUGGAGCAUCAUUCUAUAUUUGGAUUUAUCAGCAUGUUUUUGGUCAUCACCCAUACACUAACAUUGAUGGUAUGGAUCCUGAUAUUGUUACCUCUGAGGAUGAAGCAGAUAUAAGACGGAUUAAAUGGACUCAAAAGUGGGUACCUCGUUACGUGUAUCAACAUGUCUAUGUGCCUCUUGUUUACUGUUUGCUAGGUCUCAAAACUAGGAUUCAGGAUGUUACUAUAUUAUUCUUCAUAAAGAAAAACGGUGUUAUUCGAAUAAAUCCUCCAUCCAGUUCACAGUUAACUGUAUUUAUUAGUGGCAAGCUGUUCUUCCUUCUGUACAGAGUGGUCAUUCCUUGUUUUUUGCUCUCAAUUUGGAAAGUGAUCGUGCUUUUUAUUAUCGCGGACAUGGUUUCAAGCUAUUGGUUAGCGCUGACGUUUCAAGCAUCCCACGUAGUGAGCGAGGUAGAUGGAGUGGACUUUUGAGUUCGUAGACAGUGGAAUCAACAGCAACAUUUCUUCAACAAAGCAAAGUGGACUAACCCUUAAUGCACCAAGUUUAAAUGUACUUGCCAGUCUGAUUGCAUGUUAAGGCUGGGCUUCUAUCGUCUUUAAGAUACUUUAAUCUUCAUUUUUUUCUUCUAUCAUCUAAAAGAUACUUGAAUUGUCAUUUUUUUGGCAUCGAUGUCUAGAAAAUGCCAUUAAAGGCAUUAUCUAACAUUGUCUAAGCGGAAGAUGACUGAGCUAAGGCGUAGGAAGGCAAUACGGUUGUAGUUGCUGGUUGUCAUUUUCACUUGCCCAGUCGUGUGGUAUUUCGUGUUUUUCAGGU